GCACAUAUUCAAAUAGAGCUGCUAGAGCCAACCUGAAUGGAUGAUUUCAUGGACUGUAUUGUUUGUCAACAAACCGGCACGAGCAAGAGAAUUUACGAACCAUAGACUUGCAAAGAGGCUAUCCUUGAAAAAAACACUUUGCGAUAGAAGUGAUUCGGUACCCCUUUAUCAACGUGGUGUACGUUGUGCUUCUAAUAGAGGCAUCUGUUGUGCUAACAGCUUUCAAGUGGUGGUUGUUGAAGUUCUCAAAGUUUAGUAAGACGAUUUUUGAAAUACAGUCAGUGUCGGUGUAUAAGGAUUUUCGAAACAUGUCUCUACAGAGCUACCUACAGGACGUGAAUGGUUCGAUCCGGUAUAAUGAAGGCGAAAAACUAGCCCGCCUCCUAUCACUGCGGGAUCCUCACGUUGAAUCCCCACGCCUUUUCGCCGAUGGAGAUAGCAUUGGACGUUUUAUUCAGAAGGCGUUAAGAUCCCCCUGGGAUGAACUCGUCGAUUUCCACGCUCGUUGCGUUCAACAUGCACGUAAUGAAAAUUUCCUACGCGCAUUUGAAGAGCAACAGGCAUUCAUCCAGGUGUUGGUGAAGAUCCUGCAAACACAAAAGGAAGAAAACUGGUGCUUGCCCUUAAUGUACACAGCAUGUUUGGACAUUCGCCUGCUGGGUAUCAAAGCGGACCGGCAGGCGAAGCAACGCAUGAAAAACUACAAGCCAGGCGAGCUUUUGGAGAAAUCGGCCGAAAGCGUCAUGAGUUGUUUCCGAGUUUGUGCAAGUGAUAAUCGCGCCGCAACAAAGGAUUCGAAGCGGCUUGGUAUGCUGCAUUUAGUUAAUCAAUUGUUCAAGAUCUAUUACCGCGUAAACACGUUGCACCUAUGCAAACCCCUGAUACGCGCCAUUGACAACUCGCCAUGCAAGGAAGAAUUCUCAUUGUCACAACAAGUUACAUACCGCUAUUUCGUGGGUCGUAAGGCCGUUUUCGAUAACGAACUUAAAGAAGCCAAUGAUUAUUUGUCGUUUGCCUUUAACAACUGUCACCCUGAAGCAAAAACAAAUAUUCGUCAGAUUUUGAUCUACUUGAUCCCCGUUAAAAUGCUCCUGGGUUUCCAGCCAUCGACAGCGCUACUAAAAAAGCAUGAUCUCAUGAAGUUUGCGCCGAUUUGUGAGGCCGUCAAAAAAGGGAAUGUGCUAAAGUUUCAGGAAGAGCUUGACAUAAAUGAAGCGUACUUUUAUGGCCUUGGUGUAUAUUUGAUCCUCGAACGAUUGCGAAUGGUCUUGUAUCGAAAUCUGUUCAAGAGAGUAUUUCUCAUUCUCGAAACGUAUCAAAUUCCUAUUGAAGCAUUCCUUGUAGUUCUUCAGCUACAGAAGGUCGAGGACAUCGACCUCGAGGAGACGCAAUGUAUUUUGGCAAAUCUUGUUUACCACGGCAAGAUUAAAGGCUAUAUAUCUUUGCAACAUUCGAAGCUCGUCGUAAGCAAAAAAGAUCCGUUUCCUAAACUCAGCUCAAUAAUUCAAUGAGAAAUUACGUUAGAAAUUAUUCUAUGAAAAGAAAAAAUACAAAACGAUGGCCUAUAUUGUUAUCUUAUUCCAGUAAACUUCAUGAAAUACAUUGUUUGUUUCGUAACACCGCCAUUAAAGUUGCGAUGAAGCUCUUUGAACAUUGCUAUUAUCACUCCAUAAGUGAAUGGAAGUUUACUUAUGGAGUAAUAGUAGCCAAUUAGUACUUUGACUGUUUAAAAAUACCAGUGUAUUUCAUAAAUUAAUGACAAGUAAAGGUAAUUAUCUUGAAUAAGGCUAAGAAAAGUACGAAAUCUUAUAGGAUUAAUUGGAUUUAGAUCAAUCUAACAAAUAUCUGUCCGCUAACCAAUGUAUAGAAAGGUACAUAUGGUUUAGUCCGUGAAUAAUCGUGACUGUGUGCAGUA
Molecule: messenger RNA, 1915 nt
Organism: Varroa destructor (honeybee mite)
Lineage: Eukaryota; Metazoa; Arthropoda; Arachnida; Mesostigmata; Varroidae
Gene: PCID2
Product: PCI domain-containing protein 2
Biological process (GO): post-transcriptional tethering of RNA polymerase II gene DNA at nuclear periphery; poly(A)+ mRNA export from nucleus; transcription elongation by RNA polymerase II
Cellular component (GO): transcription export complex 2
Molecular function (GO): double-stranded DNA binding; RNA binding
Source: RefSeq, a predicted model, not a curated record